AUGAUUAAGAUUAUACUGAUACCAAUAUUAAAUUUAAUUGCUCAUAUAUAUGGAAAUCAAAACGUAGACUUAAGUAUUAGAAGCUCUCAGAUAAAUGCAGUAAAUCCGUCAUUUAAAGGGCUUAUUGAUAAUGAUGAAAAUAUUUAUGCUUUUAUUUUAAAAAAAGAUUAUAUUGAUGAAAACAAAUGCAAAGCAAAACUUGAGGAAUAUUGUAAAGAAUUAAAGGACAUAGAUCCAGAAUUAAAUAAGGUGGAUAGUAAGGUUAAAAAAAUUUGUGAUAAUAACAAUAAAGAAAAAGAAUGCAAAAACAUAAAAGGAAUGAUUCAAGAAAAAUUAAAAAUAAUAAACAAAGGCAUUAAUAAUUUUUUUCAAUAUGGAGGUACGAGUAGAGAUUGUAUAGAAUAUUUAGAAGAAUGCUCUUUUUUUCAAGAAGUUGACUCGGGUGAAAUUAAAAAAAACUGCAUUUCAUUGAGAAAUAAAUGUACCAAAAAAAAAAAUAUCGUUAUUGCACAGGAAAUCAUUUUAAGAAUUUUAAGUGUGUCUUCUAUUAGUUUAAGUGAAUGCAAAAGCAAUAUUUAUAAUUUUUGCACACUAUUAGCUUGGGAAUCUGAUGCAUUAAUGGAAUUAUGUAUUGACACAAAUAAUUUCUGUACAGAUUUGAGCUAUGUUAUUUAUAGUUUCUGUAUUUUUAUAGGUGAUUUCGAUAAUAAUAAAGAAUGUCAUGAACAACUUGAGAACUGUUAUUUUUAUAUGCCAUUUUGUCAAAAUCUUAAGGAAAAAUGUGAUAAAUGGAAGAAGGAAUGUUUGAAAAAAAAUAUUACAUAUGAGUCUCCAGAUUUGGAUUUAAAUCCGCUUAAACCACUAAAAACCGUCUUUCAGGUGAUUAAACUAGAAGAUAUUUAUAAAGGAGAGGCAGAUAAAGGAAAUAUUAUUGGAAAGCCAGAAAAAAUGAACUUUAGAGAUUUUAUAUUGCUUUUGAGCCGUUUAGAAGGAAUGCAUAAUAUAGAAGAAGCAUGUGAAAAUGCUGUAGAAAAGUAUUGCAAAAAUACUAAAUAUCUAAGUUAUGAGAUAGAAAGUUUUUGCAACGAUCAAAAUAAAGGAAAAAAAUGCGCCGAAUUAACAAACGUGAAAGCGAGAUGUAUGAAUUUUAAAAUGGAAUCUUAUCUAAAAGGAUUGUCAACAGAAAUUAGUAGUGAAGAGUCACGUGUUUUAGAGUGGGAUAAGCUUCCAAAAUCUCUUACUAGGAAAGAAUGUAUACACUUUUCAACGGAAUGCUUGCGUUUAUCAGGGAUUUGUAAAAAUGGAAUCAGUCAAGUAUGUAAUCAUAUAAAUGAAGUAUGUCAUAGAAAGGCAGAAAAUACGGCAUUGAAUAAAAUAUUUAUGCCUGCAUUACGCGGAAUUCUUUAUAAUUUUGGAUCCAAUGCAAGUAUGUUAAGUUGUCAAGAAAAUGUAUUAGAUAUCUGUACAACAUUUAAAAAUUCCAAUAAAAGAUAUUUUGCAAAAUGUCUUCGACCAAAAGAGCAAUGUCUUGAACUUAAAAACUAUAUUUUCUCUCAGUCGGAAGAAUUAGAACAAGUUUUGGAUAGUGUACGGGAUUUACCAGUAGAAAGUGAAUGUAUUAAACUACAAGAGGAAUGCCGUGAUCUUAAAGGUUAUUCAUAUUUCAUUGAUAAUAAAUGUAUUACAUUGAAUAGACGCUGUAGAUAUUUAGAAAUUACAGAAGAAUUGAGAAAAAGAUUUUUAAAAAGAAAAGAUGAUUCGUUAAAAACAGCGGAAAAUUGUAUAAAAGCGUUAAAGGAAGAAUGUGAGAGAUUGUUUAGAGGGGAAAUGAAUCCAUUUAGUGUUUCAUGUGCUUCACUAGAAGAAACAUGUAGUUUUAUGAUAGAACGGACUACAAGGGACUGUGAUUCUUUAAAAAAUUCAAUAAAAAGCAAAAAAAUUAUAAGUAAAAUUGGAAAUGGAAAAGCAAAUGAAACAUUGGCUGAAGAAAUCUGCACGUUAUUUGAUCCAUAUUGUCAUCAAUAUAUGGAAAAUUGUCCAGAUAGGUUGAAAAAAGGAGACACUGGGAAUGAAAAAGGAGUCUGUUUAGAGCUGGAAGAGAAAUGCAAGCCAUUCUUUGAAAAGUUGAAAUUGGAGGAUGAGUUGAUGCAUGAAUUAAAAGGUAGUUUAGGCGAUGAAACUAAAUGUAAAGAAACAUUAAGAAAACAUUGUACUGAGCGGAAAAAAGAAGGGAAUCAAACAUUGAAUAGUCUAUGUGAAGAUGCUAAGAAAGAAGAACUUUGCAAAAAGUUUGUUGGAAAAAUAAAAGGAAAAUGUCCAACCCUAAAAAAUGAACUGGAUAAAGAGAAAGAUGAAUUAAAGAAGAAGAAAGAUGAAUACGAAAAGGUAAAACAGGAGGCAGAAGAAUUUGGAAAGGAAGCUAAAUUAUUAUUAUCAAGACCUGAACAAGAUGGACAAGGUGGAGGGUCAAAGGUGCAAGAUGGCAGUGUUCCUAAACCAGUGGGACCACCGGUACAGCCACCAGCACCAGCACAACCAACACCAGGAGGCGUACCAGCACCAACACUAGCACCGCCAGCACAACCAACACCAGGAGGGGCACCACUACCAGUACCACCAGCAGCACCAGGAGGAACACCAGGAGGGGCACCACUACCAGUACCACCAGCAGCACCAGGGGGACCACCGGUACAGCCACCAGUACCAGUACCACCACCAGCACCAGGAACACCACCAGCAGGGCCAGCAGGGCCAGCAGGGCCAUCAGGAGGAACACCAGCAGGGCCACCAGCAGGACCACCAGCACCAGGAGGAUCAACACCAAGUGGAACGACAAACACUAGUAAUGUUAUACUUGUUCGGAGAACAUUUGUAAGUGGAAAGGCAUCAGAAGCAGACAAGAAGGCAUUUGUUGCAACGGCAAGAGCAUUGGAAUUGUAUUUAGAAUUGAAAGAGAAAUGUAAAGCUUUGAAAAGAGACUGCGAUUUUAGAAAAGAUUGCAAGGAAUGUGAAACGGUCUGUACAGAAAUAGACAAGUUAUGUGAAGGAAUAAAACCAUUAAAAGUUACACCGCAUCAUACAAUGACAUUAAUGACGACAGAGAUAACGACUACAACAAUGAUUACAACGACUACAAGAAUGAUUACAACGACUAAAACAACGACUACAACAACGACUACAACAACGACUACAACAGCGACAAAGUCAAUACAUGGAGGGAAAGUAACAGAACAAUGUGCAUUUCCUCAAACAACAGAUAUAUGGAUGACGAGUACAUCGUUGCAUACGAGUACGUUGACAAGUACAUCUACAGUGACAUCAACGGUGACAUUGACGUCGAUGCGAAAAUGCAAACCUACGAGAUGUACGAGUGAUUCAAGUAAAGAAACAGAAACACAAAAAGAGGAAGAGAAAGAGGAAGAAGUGAAACCGAAUGAAGGAAUGAAAAUAAGAGUUCCGGAAAUGAUAAAAAUCAUGUUGUUGGGAGUGAUUGUUAUGGGAAUGUUGUAA
Pneumocystis murina B123 is the source of this 3510-nucleotide messenger RNA. RefSeq lists its product as hypothetical. The record is from RefSeq and is a predicted model, not a curated record. The coding region runs from base 1 to 3510 and encodes 1169 amino acids. NCBI's taxonomy places the organism in Eukaryota, Fungi, Ascomycota, Pneumocystomycetes, Pneumocystales, Pneumocystaceae. The transcript has 2 exons.